This is a messenger RNA of Trametes versicolor FP-101664 SS1, 2970 nucleotides long. RefSeq lists its product as uncharacterized. The transcript is spliced from 7 exons. The coding region runs from base 1 to 2970 and encodes 989 amino acids. Gene Ontology annotation, biological process: protein localization to plasma membrane. NCBI's taxonomy places the organism in Eukaryota, Fungi, Basidiomycota, Agaricomycetes, Polyporales, Polyporaceae. The record is from RefSeq and is a predicted model, not a curated record.
AUGCAUAUCCCAUUCACCCCUAAUCACGUCCAGCUCGUCUCCGCAUGCUACCCGCCCAAUGCCGCCCUCCUCACCGCAGGCCCUGAAUAUGCACCCAACUCCCAAGAGCUCUCUCGUCUCACAUACUAUGCCGCCAACCGCCCAGAGAAGAUAAACAAACUAGGGAGCGAGCUGGAAAAGCGGGUGAAGCUGGAUGCCAGGAAGGCUGCAGCUGGCAAUACACGGGCACGCGCCUCGCUCCUCAUCACCCUCGCCAUCAUCAAGGCACUCGCGGCAGAAUGUAGAAGAGACAUGGCGUUACUUUCGCCUUCGCUCCUCGCCUCUGUGAAUGCGACGUUGGCAUCCCUAUCCGCGGAUCUCGAGAUUGCGGCGCGUGCCGCCACAGUUUUUACAACGUGGACCACGUACACUGAUGGACUUAUCAUCGGUGUCGACUUGAGGGUCACAGAUGACUAUAUGUCAUGUCUGCGACACUUUGCUACUCUCGGUCACCUCGAGCACAAUGACCACGAGACCCGUAACAGAACAAGACUCAUUGGCCUCGCUGCGCUCGUCGGCGCGGUCAACUCCGAGGCGCUCUACAAGCCCUCAGCACAGUUUCAGCCGCAGGUGUCCAUCAUCAUGCGCGCGCUUCUUAUUCCCCUCCUGCAGGUCGAUGUGUCAGUGCUUAACCACGAGAUCGCUGACAUCAAGGAGCAGCCAAAUUCCCCCAUUCUGGACGAGUUCCGGUCGCGCCCCACGCUGGAACGGCGUGCGGCUUCCAUCCACGUCCACAUUGACGGCGAUCAGGGCCCAACGUCAGCGGACGUCGCUAAUACCGCUCUGCGCGCGACCUCGUCUCUUCUUGGGCACACGCGCGGCAUGCAGGCCUCUCUAGUGGUACAAGCAGCGCUCGACACGCUGGAUGAACGCGGAGGCUGGAAGCAGCUCGAGCAUUGCCAAUGGCUCGCAGAAAAGGCCGCAGAAUGGACGCAAUAUCAAUACCGGUACGGCAUUCCGACGCGUCUUGUGGAAUCCCUUGCCGCAGGUCAGGACGCGCCGGAGCCAUCGCAGAGGCAGUCAACACUCGCUGCGAUGAUCACCGCGGUAUUCACAUCACCGACACCACUAGUCAACCUGUCCACCUCGGACAUUAUUGGCAGUCUCAUCUCCAUCACCAUCCGACGCAUCACCGUCUCCCCAGAAGACUCGCUAUUGCCGGCGCUGGUGGAGUGCGUCUCCUCACUAGGCACUCACGUCUACUAUGCCGACCAGAUACAGGACCUCGCCGAAGACAUCAUCCGCCGCCUGGUCAUGGUCGAGGCAAACGGGCUACCAGGCGUAGGCCGGGCGAAUCGCGCGCAGGCCCGGACACAAGCCGUCCGCUGCCUUCUAGCUGGAUUGCUCGGUCUUAUCCACGCUGCGGACUUGCACGAUGCAGGCAAGGACGCCGAGGACGAUGCCAAGACCGUCGGGACGAGCCCCACCCUUCCACCCCUAACAGAGCGGACGUCGCACGACGGCCAAUCACAGGGGCACACUCGUCCGUCGCGCCGCACUAAGGUCGGUCCGGAGAUUUGGCAAGACACGCUCUCGCUCCUCUGCGAUGGCGACUACGCCGCGCGGGCGGACUAUGCAAUGGCGCUCGUCGCAUACAUCGAGCACGAGAUCCCGAAGUUUGCGGACAAGGCGGACGCGGACGGUGUACGGCGUCCAAGGCCACUCGCGGAGGGACCCACGCAGAAGUCGAACACGUUCAACACGGUGCUUUACGGCGAUGCGACGACGCGCUUCCUCAACGCGCUGCACGCAUGCACAUAUGCGCUCACGACAUCCCCGCGCCUCGGCCUGCGUAGUAGUCCUUCGCCGCCGUCCUCCGAACGCGCGUCUCCGGCGCACACAAAUGGGGACGACGCAAGUGCACGUUCGCGUGCGGGAGACGCGCCGAGCGAGGGCGCCCCUUCGGAGCGCCGAUCGAUGAACUUGCCCUCGCGAUCGCGUCGCGCGUCGCUCGUCUUGCGCAUGCUCAAGGACGCACCUGCGCGCAUGUCUGCUCGCGUCGCGGCGGACCUGUCGGAUAUCGGGAACGUUCUCGCAGUGUUGACUGCGGCUCAUGAGCAGCUGCCCGUACGGAGUCUGCUUACGGGCAUCCCAAUGCUCGUCGCACUCGAAGCUGCGACGAAAGUGGGCGAUGAGUGCGCCGCGACGGCAGCGACUGUGCGUGCGAUCAAGGAGCUUGUCGCGAGGACGUGGCUCGUCGUGGGCAAGGUGUGGGACUGCCCCGCUGUGACCGAAAUUGCAGAGAAGGUCCUGUCGGCCCUCCCACCCUCUGCACCGCUACCGAGCCCGCCGGACUGGCAGUUCGGGUCCCUUCAGCCCCCGCAACAACCUAUACCCUUCCCCUCCGACGCCCAGACGAGCGCGCCCUUGCCUGAAAUCAACAGUGAUGCGAUUCUGGAAGCGCUCUCAACAGCGCAAAAUGCACAGCAAGCUACGGGCCUCAACCAGCAAGAGCUGCUCCGCAGGUUACGCGCCGACUGGUCGCCCGAUAGCGCAUACAAGGAGUCGAUCGAGACGAAGUCCCACCUCUCCGCAGAUGGCCUCUCGCCGCUCAUCAAGGUCGCGCCCGCGCUCAUGCACGCCGACAACAUCUCCAUGCAGAGCCUCGCGCGCUCAGGACGCGGCGUCGGUGUCACCGACCUGCGCGAGGCGCUUGAGGGUCGGAGCAGCAUGUCGAACCCGAACCUCGCCGGGCGCGUGCCGUCCAUCUCCACGCUCGACCACACCUCCUCCGUGUUCCCUGGGACGAAUGGGGGCGGGGACGGGUUCGCGAAGCUUACCCCACAGCGAUCGCGGCCGCAGCAAAGGUCGAGGCCGCGCCCAGGCGAGGUGCGCGACGUGCUGAACAAGCUGGGCAUCGGGAAGCAGAACGGGGGCGGGAACUUGAAGUCGUCGUUCCCGGCGGUGCAGAAGGCGCAGCAGCCCAGGUGA